GCUUUGCUUUUUGAAUCUCUGCUCUUCAUUAACCCACUGAUCCAGAUCCAGGGUGGACUGUGUCCUCACGCCUUUUCUGUUUGAGAGUGGAAACAGCCUCUUGGGGGUCAGCUAAAACAGGAAGGAGAGCUGGUUACUGCCAGGUUUUGUGCUGAAGGUCAGGGCGCUGAAGCCAGGUUUAGCCUCCUGCGAUCCCCGUGGUCCAAAAGUCAAACUCGCCAUUGGUCUCAUGUGACACGUUCCUCUCACCUUCCAGGGGCCUCUGCUCUUUUUCCACAGAACAGGAGAAAUCAAAGAGCAGAGAAACACAGAAGCAGCAACAUUUCGACUCAAUCAGAAGCGACUGAAGUCGGGGAAUCAAACAGGAAAGCGGGCGAGAGCCUGACAGCGGUGAGGUAAGUGUCUGUUGGGGAUUUCCAUGUUUGGAUCCUGCCGCUGUCAGCCGUGACGAGAGGUCAACCCACCCGCCUUCACCUCCGCCACAACUGUUUCCAACUGCUGCAGCGCUGAGGAUUACAGAUGUGUCUGCUGAAGUAAACAAUGCAGAAGUGUUCCUGUUGGGCUCCAACAGCUGCACAGCAGUUCUCUGUGUGUGCGGAUCAUUUUAAAGCCCUCGGACGUUCCGAGCAGCUCAGCCCUAAGGACCCUCAGGACUCUGAAGACCCCAGAGAUUAUUGUAAUGGUGGGUACCACCCUGUCCAGGUGGGUGACACUUUCAACGGGAGAUACCAGGUGGUGUCGAAACUCGGCUGGGGCUUUUUCUCAACCGUGUGGCUCUGCGUGGACCUGAAGUCGGGUCGCAGAGUGGCAGUGAAGGUGCUGAAAAGCGGUGCUGGUUUCACGCAGGCGGGUCAGGAUGAGCUGGCUCUUCUGAGAUGCGCCACCGGUCCUGCGGGUCGGCACCCCUCCAGUCGUCGAAUUGUUCAGCUGCUGGAUGAGUUCAAGCUGGUCGGGGUCAACGGGGUCCACAUGUGCCUGGUACUGGAGCUGCUGGGACCUGAUCUUAAAAGCUGGCAACUGUGUUUUUGGAAACUGGGACUACCGCUUCCAUGGGUCAAGCAAAUACUAACUCAGGUUCUCCAGGGCUUGGACUACCUUCACAGGCAGUGUAAAAUUAUCCACACAGACAUCAAACCAGAGAACAUCCUGCUGUGUGAGGAGCAGCAGGCCCUGCAGCUGCCAGCAGGGGGCAGCAGCUCCUUCUCCUCACCAGCCGGGAAGGAAGCCAGCAACAAAAUGGAGCAGUUUAACUCGCCCAGUUUCAAAGACGUUACAGUGAAGAUUGCAGACCUGGGGAGCUCCUGCUGGGUGUACAAGCAUUUCUGUGAGGAGAUCCAGACCCGUCAGUACCGCUCUCUAGAGGUUCUGCUUGGAUCUGACUACGGUCCGCCUGCUGACAUUUGGAGCGUCGCCUGCAUGGCCUUUGAGCUGGUCACUGGAGACUCACUCUUCCACCCCGAAGCCAGCGGCUUCAUCUCCCUGGAGGAAGACCACAUCUCUCAGAUCAUUGAGCUGCUUGGUAAAAUUCCACCAGCCGUUUCCUUGUCGGGGAAAUACUCUGCAGAGUACUUCAACCGCAGAGGUGAUCUCCGUCGCGUCAGUUCGCUGAGGCUCUGGAGCCUUUAUGAUGUUCUAGUUGAGAAAUACAACUUCCUGUUGGAGGAGGCCUCUGGAUUCUCGGAUUUUCUUCUGCACAUGUUGGAUUACCACAUGGAGAGGAGGGCAACCGCUGCACGGUGCCUCCGACACCCAUGGUUGACCUCCUGUUAACCUUCCAAAAGCCCUGCAGUCCUCAGUCAGAGGCUUUCAGCUGCAAGUUGUGGCUGAUUUCGGGGGAUUUUUUUUUAAAUCUAUUUUUAUACUCAGGGAACUCCUGCGAAAUGUCAUGAUGCUUUUAUCAGAAAUAGAAUCGUCUCUGCUGGAGCCCCAUAAGCACUUUAUGCUUUCAUUAAUUUUUUUCUUGCAGCUCCUUUUUCUGUGUUUUAUAGGCAAAUGAUCCUGAGCCUCUCAAUAUGAAAUCUUUUAUAUGUUAAUGACAGAGCGGACUCUGCACAGCCAACACAGAGCCAUGUACAUGUAGUCUUUUAUUUUCCUUCAUGGCAAAACAAACAGCUUGUCAAGAACAAUGUCUGAUUCAAUGGAUAAUAAACUCUUUUUUUUUUUUUG
This is a messenger RNA of Austrofundulus limnaeus, 2166 nucleotides long. RefSeq names its product SRSF protein kinase 3. The record is from RefSeq and is a predicted model, not a curated record. Lineage: Eukaryota; Metazoa; Chordata; Actinopteri; Cyprinodontiformes; Rivulidae. Gene Ontology annotation, cellular component: cytoplasm; nucleus. Gene Ontology annotation, molecular function: protein serine/threonine kinase activity; ATP binding. The transcript has 13 exons. The coding region runs from base 541 to 1770 and encodes 409 amino acids. Gene Ontology annotation, biological process: peptidyl-serine phosphorylation; regulation of mRNA processing; intracellular signal transduction.